Molecule: messenger RNA, 1686 nt
Organism: Lachancea dasiensis
Lineage: Eukaryota; Fungi; Ascomycota; Saccharomycetes; Saccharomycetales; Saccharomycetaceae
Source: the annotation of a GenBank genome assembly
AUGGUCGGAAGCGAUACACUGGACUACAUACACGAAGAGCCAGGUAAGGUGCCAAGCCCCAAGAACAAGGCAGAUGCGCAGAGUACUUCUGUGAUGGAGAUCGAAGUCGCUUCGACGGGGCUCGCCCAAACGGACGUGAAAAGAGGUUUAAAACCCAGACAUAUUUCCAUGAUAGCGAUCGGUGGAACCAUCGCUACCGGGCUUUUCAUGAGUAUAUCGACUCCGCUGCAAAAUGCGGGACCCGCGGGAGCUUUGAUUGCGUUUGUGUUCAUCGGAACUUUGGCUUAUUCGGUAACGCAGUCGCUGGGCGAGAUGGCAACCUUUAUUCCAGCGGCCUCCUCUGUCACAGCUUUUCCGGAAAGGUUUCUCUCGCCAUCUAUCGGGGCUGCGAAUGGGUACAUGUAUUUUCUGGCCUGGGCAAUUACCUUCGCUUUAGAACUUUCCAUAGUGGGGCAGGUAAUUGCUUACUGGACCACCGCUGUUCCUGACCCUGCUUGGAUUGCUAUCUGGUGGGUUUUGUUGUCGGUGUUCAACAUGUUUCCCGUUAAGCUUUACGGCGAAUUUGAAUUUUGGAUGUCGUCGAUAAAAGUCGUCGCCAUAGUCGGAUUCCUUAUCUAUGCGCUAUGCAUGGUAUGUGGAGCUGGGGUUAUGGGCCCCGUGGGUUUUCGCUACUGGAGCCAUCCUGGUCCUUGGGGCGACGGUAUAGUUUACAGCGACGGAUACCAGACGCCCGGUCUCUCCCUACGCAGAUUCCUCGGUUGGCUGUCAUCUCUGGUUAGUGCUGCAUUUACGUUUCAGGGCACCGAAUUGGUGGGUAUAAGUGCUGGGGAAUCCGCUAAUCCACGAAGAUCGCUUCCGAGAGCGGUGAACAAAGUGAUCUUCAGAAUUUCCCUUUUCUUCAUAGGGUCUGUGUUUUUUGUUGGACUACUUGUGCCAUAUAAUGACCCCAGGUAUCAGAGCGACUCCAGCGAUUACAUUGCUCAAUCUCCUUUCGUCAUUGCCAUUGAAAAUUCCGGCACUCAAGUCUUACCCCAUAUAUUUAACGCUGUCAUCCUCACAACUAUCAUUUCCGCUGCCAACUCUGAUAUCUAUAUAUCUUCCAGGGUACUUUAUGUCCUGGCAAAAGGGAAUCUGGCACCAAAAUUUUUCGCGAAGACUACGAAAAGUGGCGUUCCUUACUACUCGGUUAUUGCUACCUCCUUGGUCGGGUUGCUUGGCUACAUGAACGUUAGUACUUCUGCACAGAACGUUUUCAACUGGUUUGUGAACAUAACGGCCAUUGCAUGCUUUAUUGCAUGGCUAUGCAUUUCCCUCUCACAUAUCAGGUUCAUGCAGUGUCUUAAGAAGAAAGGAAUUUCUCGAGAUGAUCUCCCUUACAAAGCAAAGUUUAUGCCUUUCAGUGCAUACUACAGUGUGUUCUUUGUGACUCUCAUUGUCAUUAUUCAAGGAUUCACUGCUUUCAUCCCAUCAUUCAGCUACUCAGGUUUUCUGGCAGCGUACAUUAGCGUUUUCGCUGCUAUAUUCAUUUGGGCAGUGUUCCAGUUCCUCAUUUUCAGAACAACCAAGUUAAUAUACACCAUUGAAGAGAUCGAUAUUGACACGGAUCGAAGAGAGGUUGAUGCUAUAGUCUGGGAAGAUAACGUCCCACAAAACAAGUGGGAGCAGUUUUGGGAUUACAUAGCUUAA